Molecule: messenger RNA, 1669 nt
Organism: Macadamia integrifolia
Lineage: Eukaryota; Viridiplantae; Streptophyta; Magnoliopsida; Proteales; Proteaceae
Product: lysine histidine transporter-like 8
Exons: 5
Coding region: 12-1493 (493 amino acids)
Cellular component (GO): plasma membrane
Source: RefSeq, a predicted model, not a curated record
UCGUCCCCACCAUGCAAGGCGGCAACCUUGACCUGGAGCUCGAUGAAGAAGGAGUACUACAAAUGGGCCACAACCACAACCACAACCAUACAAGGUCCAAUCCUACCAUCCAUGGUGGUGGAGGAGGAGGUGGAGUCCCAGACGCUUGGCUCCCCAUCACGGAGUCGAGGAACGGCAAUGCCUUCUAUGCAACAUUCCACUCCCUUAACACUGGAAUCGGAUUUCAAGCUCUCUUUCUUCCCUUUGCUUUCUCCAUCCUUGGUUGGACUUGGGGAAUCGUAAGUUUGUCUUUUGGAUUCGGAUGGCAGCUAUACACUCUCUGGUUACUCACCAAACUCCACGAAUCAGUUCCUCCUGCGACGCGCUACAGUAGAUACCUCCAUCUAGCUAAGGCUGCAUUCGGUGAAAAGCGAGGGAAAUGGAUGUCCUUAUUUCCCGUCCUGAAUCUAUCGGGUGGGACAUGUAUUGCAUUGGUAACUCUUGGAGGUGGGGCCAUGAGGCUUUUCUUCCAGACAGUUUGUGGAGGUGAAGGAACUACUAGCUCAUGCCACCACGCCAAGGACCUUACGAACCCCGAGUGGUUUCUGGUGUUUAUGUGCAUUGCCCUUUUACUGGCUCAGCUUCCCAAUCUAAACUCUUUUGCCAGUGUCUCGCUCGUUGGUGCCAUCUCAGCCAUUACUUACUGUACCAUCUUAUGGGUAGUUCCCAUUACCCACGGUAGGGUGGUUGGUGCUUCUGAGCCAAUAUUGCAGCCGGCCAAGUCUGGGAUGGCCAAGACGUUCAGUAUCCUCAAUGCACUUGGAGUCAUUGCUUUCUCUUUCAGAGGCCACAAUCUCGUACUUGAAAUCCAGGGUACAAUGCCUUCAACUGAAGAACAUCAAUCUCAGGUGUUAAUGUGGAAAGGGGUGAAAUUUGCAUAUCUUCUCAUUGCAAUGUGUUUGUAUCCUCUUGCAAUAGUAGGGUACUGGGCUUACGGUAACCUGGUACCUCAGAACAGUUAUGGGAUGUUGAGCACCUUGUACAAAGUUCAUGGAAACAAUGAAACAUCAAGGUUUGUGUUAGGAUUAACAAGUAUGCUUGUGGCAGUUAACUGUCUAUGCUCUUUCCAGGUAUAUGCAAUGCCUGGAUUUGACAAUUUGGAGGUGGUUUAUGUUAGUAAAAUGAACAGACCAUGUUCAAGGUGGGUGCGAAUGGGUAUUCGGAUCUUUUAUGGAUUCUUGGUUUUCUUUAUAGCUGUAGCACUCCCAGUCUUAGCAAACUUGGCUGGUAUACUGGGUGGAAUCUCAUUACCCAUGACAUUAGCUUACCCUUGUUUUAUGUGGAUUAACAUAAGGAGACCUAAUCGAUACAAUGUGAUGUGGUUCCUAAACUGGGGGCUUGGGAUUCUCGGUAUAGUUCUUAGCUUUUUAGUCAUUGCUGGAGCAUUGUGGAGCAGAGUGAACAAAGGUAUUACUGCCAACUUCUUCAACCCUCCCUCACUUUUCAGCAUGUGAACCUUAGAACUGUUAUGUCUUAUCUCUUUCUCUGUAAUUCCGAAAAUAAAUUUAGCCCUGUUUUUUUUUUUUUUCCUCAGAAGAUGUUAACCUCAAAAAACUUGACCAUGUUGAAAAAGUGUAGAAGAUUGUAUUCAUGCUAACAAUCAAUAUAGUGGUUCUCUCUCUCUCUCUCU